Molecule: messenger RNA, 3069 nt
Organism: Cyclocybe aegerita
Lineage: Eukaryota; Fungi; Basidiomycota; Agaricomycetes; Agaricales; Hemipholiotaceae
Source: the annotation of a GenBank genome assembly
AUGUCGACUCCCAAGAAACAGCAACAGCAACUUAUCUUUGGUGGUAACUCCCCCACUGUACUACGAUUAAUCAAGAACCAAGAAGCGGUUGAAGAAGAGGUCGAUGGGCUUGAUGAGCGCCGCGAGACGAAAGGGGGUUCCCAGAAACCGUCUGCUUAUGUCGAAGUCUUCGAAACGAUGAUGAGGACCGUCCUUGGACACGAACCCGAGCUACUUUCAGAGCAAGAAAUCAUGGCCCUCUCAAUGUACGGCAAAUUGUGCUAUAACACGCGCUAUUGUCUGACACGCCUCGUCCUUCGCAAGCCCUACCAAUGGCACCCGAUAUCUGCUCUGGAAGGGUACAAGAGAGAAGUGGGAGAAGACGGUUUGGCCUCUUCAAUACGCGAUUUAUGUCAACCUAUCAACUCGCUCCUGAACGAUGGAAUGACCGUUAAGGAGGAGCCAGUGGAUUCCGUCAAAUCAGAAUCUAUGGAUACCGACGUUUCUAUCAAGAAGGAAGAGGGCCCUCCUGUAAUUGAUCUAACCCUGGACGCCGACGACGAAGAGGUGAAACCCAACAUCCCUUGUACAGCGGCACCCACCCUUGAAAAACAUACUUCCACCCUAGCCGGUCCUUCACGCCUACGACCGCCCCGCCCUCAUGAGGACGACCCUAUAAAAGGCGUAUUGGAAGCAGACGUGGAUUCGAUGCAUCUCGAUGCCUUCUGCGAAGACGAAAGCACGAUGACGUUGCACGAAAUCCUUUGGAGAUUGACCAAGGAUCAACUAAAGGAACUCGUGAAGACAACGCGAACCAAAGUGGAACCCACUGCGAAGAAAUGCGAUAUCAUAUAUGCACUAGAGGAUACUGCGCUGAAGCAGACCAUACUGGAAUUGGAGUUCGUGGCCCCUCCUGCUACUAAGCGAAAGGGUAAAGGCAAAGCAAAAGACGAUGGCUUCAAACAGACUCGACUUUCCUUCAAGAAGAAGUCGGAUGUUGACAAACCUCCAGUCACCCAGGAACAACGGCUGAGAGAAAUGGCGAUUGAACGCUUAGGAAAGUGUGUCCGCGUUAACUUCGACUUCCAUCGACUUGUCCGGCGCCUCGAUAUCAUCUGCUAUCGCCAGCCCGAACAUCCGACAUCUUUGAUGCUACCUGCCCUACUCUCCGUAUUCAAAAAGCGGAAUUUCACCAUGUACAAGCCCACACGCUGUUCCGACAUCUGGAGCACGCGACAGGAAUUCCUGGAGUAUGAGAUGGCUCUCGAACUGGAGAUGCAUCUGGAGGAAAUAAUCGACCCGCCACCGGAUCCAUACGCGAAGAAGAGUCCGAAAACGCCUGCUCCGCGGAAGAGCGAAUUCAUUACACCAGGACCUCGAGCCAGCCGAAGUUGCACGACUCCUUUGAAAACCCCAGGCACCAUCGUCAACAAUCAAGCGUUAGAGCAACUUACGGUCAAGCUGGAAGAUGAGGCCGUCCAGCUGGAAGCAGCGCCUGUCGAGGAGGUAGAAACACCUGUCGUAGAGGCUACGAAGGAGGAGAAGGUUAUAGACCAUCUCGAAAAGUGGAUUUUGCCGAGGUGGACAAUCUAUGUCUCCAAAGAAUGCGAACGGGAAGCUCGAAUACGGCCGCCUGGAUUGGAACGUUUCGAUGCCGGCCAUGUGUUCACUAGGAUGCUGUAUAAAGCCACCAAAGUUCUAGGUCCUUCAAAGAAGUACGAACUGGAGUUAAAGAUCAUCGAAUCCUUACUAUCUCAGCGGCACUGGCAUCGUGGCAGGAGAGGGUCGUGGUAUGAAAGACGAGCGGUGGUGAUCGGGCAUCUGAUACGAGGCACUAAAGAUGCUCAAGAGAAGGAGGAGCUUCGUCGGCGCACUCUUGAAGGUGUCAAGGAGGCCCUCCGUGACGAUGAUACCCACAUUGUGCAUCGUCCCAGCCUUUUCCGUCGAGUCGAAAAGCUGGAAAAUGCACUCAAGAUAGCGAAGAGUGAACGUUCAACAUGUGAAGGAGACCUCCGUAAACCACCAAUAGUCAUAUUGGAAGCAUUCAAGAUACCUCCUCUACAACUAGAUGCUCUUGGACGGCCGCUUGAGAAGGAAAAUACCCCUGGGGCACCACUUCUCGCAUACAUCCCCGUGACGAAAGUGGGCAAGCUUCCUGAAGAGCCGAAACAGAAGAGGAAGACCGGGAAAUCGAGGUGGAAAGGCCGGAACAACCAGAUUGUGGACGUUGAAACUCGUGCGCUUGAAUUCUACGAGGAUAAAGGAUAUAGAGGAUUCCAUGCGGAAACGAGGAUCCUAACAACUCUAUUCGGCCUAUUAUUCUGGGACAUCAUCUUUACAGAGGUUCCAGGCGCAUUUGAUACGCCAUACCAAUACGCACCGCUCGACAUAUGGUCCGAUUCCUUCUACCUUGCCAGAAAGGCUCUCAUCGACCAGAGGCUGGAAGUUAUUCGCCAAGGAGGCGGACGCGACAUUCUCCACGAGCAUGACGACCUGUAUCGUGAAAGACAAUUUAUCUGCGCCGGCGUGACAUGGGACAUAUGUAAGAGAGAUGAUCUCCUCGAUAUCGUGGACUGUCUCGGUGGAGAAUCGUUGGCCUUCAUCUGCCAACUCUUUUGCGAGGACUACAAAGGCCGUAGCAGUGGGGCACCUGAUCUUUUCGUCUGGAACAUCAAGGAACGUGAUUGCAAAUUUGUCGAGGUCAAAGGACCAGGUGACACACCUCAGGAGAACCAAAAGCUUUGGUUCGACUCCCUUUGUCGAGCAGGCGCGGCUGUCGAGAUUUGCAAAGUGGUUGACAUCAACGCUCCUCCUCCGAAGGGCAAGAAGCGGAAGGCAAAGACGCCAGGCUCUGCUCGCGGAGGAAACACGGCACCGCCAGAGGAAGAAGAGGACGGGUGUUGCGACGAAGAACCUGAUUACGAGCAGCUUGAUGUGGAGCCAGAGCUUGAUGCCGAUUGCCCCGAGCUUGAAACCUCAUCCAAGAUCAAACGACGACGGAUAUCGCACCCCGAGGAUGCCUCUCCAUCUGUUCCAAGGGUGAAUAGGGCAGAGAUUGUUCUAUCCCCCUCGAAGUACAGGGUGGCGUGA